Molecule: messenger RNA, 1499 nt
Organism: Vigna radiata var. radiata (mung bean)
Lineage: Eukaryota; Viridiplantae; Streptophyta; Magnoliopsida; Fabales; Fabaceae
Product: U11/U12 small nuclear ribonucleoprotein 35 kDa protein
Exons: 9
Coding region: 255-1271 (338 amino acids)
Biological process (GO): mRNA splicing, via spliceosome
Cellular component (GO): U12-type spliceosomal complex; precatalytic spliceosome
Molecular function (GO): mRNA binding; snRNA binding
Source: RefSeq, a predicted model, not a curated record
CCAAUUUCAAAGCUUCCUCCCUGUCGACGUUCAUCUCCUCGCUGACGAUAUUGGCGCUAAAAUUUGGCUUUUGGUGGUCCCAUUAGGGUUACAGUUUCGAUUUGGGCAUACCUUUUUUUGGUGUUGUGACUUUGUUGUUGGAGGAUGGCUUGCGUUGCAGUGGUGUUAAGGCACUGUGACAUUGUUAUAAGGGUAGUUUCUUGAGUUAAUGUGCUUGACCAUAAACAAAAACAGGUGAAGAAGAGCAGAGAACAAUGAGUGUUCGGUCCAAAAACUUGAGUUCAGUGUUCUAUGCAGAUUCGUACCAUCCCAUUCAAGUUGGCAGCAUCGACGGCACGGAUGUUGUUCCUCACGACAAUGCUGUUUAUCGUGCUCAACUCUGUUCCUCUAUUGGCCUCUAUGACCCGCAUGGUGAUCCUAAGGCCACUGGAGACCCUUAUUGCACUCUAUUCGUUGCUCGUCUCUCUCGCCUCACCACACAGGAUACUCUCCACAAAGUUAUGAGUAAAUAUGGCCAGGUGAAGAAUUUACGCUUGGUCAGGGACAUUGUGACAGGAGCUUCUCGCGGUUAUGCUUUUGUUGAAUAUGAAACUGAAAGGGAGAUGCGACGGGCAUAUAUGGAUGCUCAUCAUUUGAUUGUUGAUGAUUGUGAAAUCAUAGUUGAUUACAACAGACAACAAUUGAUGCCUGGAUGGAUUCCUAGAAGGUUAGGUGGUGGUCUCAGUGGUAAGAAGGAAUCAGGGCAACUUCGUUUUGGGGGAAGAGAAAAACCAUUUCGUGCACCCUUGAAACCAAUCCCAUAUGAGGAGUUGAAGAAGCUUGGCAUACCCCCUCCGCCUGAAGGAAGAUACAUGUCACGCUUUCAGGUUCCAUCGCCUCCCAGAAGAGAAAGGAGUCUUUCAGACAGGGAAGAAGACUCUCAUAAACAUAGAAGGGGAUCCGACGACAGAAACAGAAAAGAAGAUGCCUUCAGAAGUUCAGUGGACAUUAAGGAAGGGUAUUACAGAAAUAGAUCAAGACACCUAGAUGAUGAACACUCCCGUGGAAGGAGCUCUUCAGAGAGGAGUGAUCGUUACCAUGAGAGGAGUUCAUCGGAGAAAGAACAUCUUCACCGGAGAUCUAAAGACAAAGAGAACAGAAGUUCAUCUGAUAAAGCACAUCGACAUCGGAGUUCUACAGAUAAAGACAAACAUUCUCAUAAGAGAAAAGAAAGAGAUGAACGGUAUCAAAAGCAGGGAAAAUAUAGUCGCCAUUCCCCUCACAAGGAUUAACUCCACUCCAUAGUUGAUUCUUACCUUUGUGCUGUGUUUCGUUUAUGCAUGGGAGAAAUGGGAAUGCAAAGUUUCAAUCCUCAACAUGAGACUGGUUCAUAGGUAGAUGAAAAUCACUUCUUUUGUUUACAUGCAAAAACAAUCAAUUUCAUAGCAAGCACAUGUUGUUGUGGAGAACUCAGAGACGUAGGAUGAAUUGAUGAUUGUUAGAGUUGGCUUUGUUUUGUA